AUGUUAUUGGUAGCUUUCUACUUCGUGCUGAGCGCUCUUACGGCAGCUUGUCAAUCGGAUGCCCAAAUUGCUAAAUGUACGCAGUGUGUAAAAAUAAGUACAAGUGAUACUGAGAUCUGUACAGAAUGCAAAGCUGAAGGAGACGUUCCUAUCAACGGAGUAUGCACACCAAAGGGGGAUGCUACUGUCACAACUGCUGGAUGUAAGACUGAUGCUGGAGCUGAAAUAACAACAGAAAAGACAUGUGGGCAAUGCGACGGGGCUUACUUCCUCCAUAAGAACGGAUGCUAUGCAAUUGGCGGGGACGUUGGACGCCUUAUUUGCGCCGAUGCCGCAGCUGCUGGUCGUGUGUCAUCAAAAACUCCUGGCGUUUGUGAGGGUUGCGUAGUUGGCUAUUUUAAAAACCCAAGUGCAGCUAACAAUAAGGACUCUUGUAUUGCAUGCAAUGAUGCAACUGGAGUUGUGGAUGGUGGAAAUACGUAUAAAGGAAUUCUGAACUGUGCUACGUGUCAGCCGCCAGCCAGUGCUGGUGCUGCUCGCCAAGACAAGGUUGCCGUAUGUGAGUCAUGUCUUGAGGGGUUCUUUGUUGACAGCAAUGGGGCAGCAUGCACAGCAUGCCAGGACAAUAACUGUGCUAAAUGCGAUGCAGGAGCAGGAAAAUGCACGAAGUGCAAGGCAACCGCUAACAAGCCAUAUCUAAAAAAGGGCGAAACCGAGGACUCUAAUACAUGUGUUGAUAAAAGUGGAUGUAAUGAUAACUCCCACUUCACUGAUGAUGCUGACGAUCCUACUAAUGGAAAAAUGUGUAAGAAAUGCUCAGAAGGGAUAGCAGACUGCAAAACGUGUGCUUUGAAGGAUAAUCCUGAAGGUACAAUUCUCAUCACGUGCUCUGCUUGUAUAGCAGGUACUAAUCAACCCAACGCCGACGGAACGAAGUGUGUACUAUGUGAUAUACAGGAUUGUAUAAAGUGUAAUGAAGAGAAUAUGUGUGAAGAGUGUACUGGAGGUAAAAGCCUAAGCCCCUUAAAGAACAUGUGUAUGGAGGGCUGUCCUGCAGGAACUCGUGAUGUCAGCGGGAUAUGUACUAAUUGCCAUAAUUCUUGUGCAGAAUGUGAUGGUGAUAGUGAAGCCUCCUGUACAGCUUGUUAUCCUGGGCUUGUAUUGAGCAAAAGCAAUACUGGAGCCACCGGCACAUGCAUCCCAGAGUGCACGGGAAGGUACGCAGAGAACUGCGAGGCUGGCCAGUGCACGGCCGUCGUUGGGGGCUCGAAGUACUGCAGCAGGUGCAAGGCAGGGUUCGCCCCGGUGGACGGCGUCUGUGUGUCGACAACGACAAGGGCAGUAACUGGAUGCAUGCCAAAUGAUAACAAUGAUGGAACAUGCAAAGCGUGUACAACCACAUACUUCUUGCAAUCUGGCGGAUGCUAUCAGUCGGCUGCAUACCCAGGCAGCAACCUAUGUAGCAAUGCUCAGAAUGGAAAAUGUACGAAUUGUGCUAAUGGACAACAACCAGAAGCUAGCACUGGAUCUUGUCCAGCAUGUGCAUCUGGUUGUAAAACAUGUGAGGUAGCAAACAAGGAGGCAUGCAAAACGUGCCUUCCGGGAUACUAUCUUGCCGGAGCAAAAUGUGUGAAGUGCGACACCAAUGAUCCCAAUGAUGGUAGCCAUAUUGUUGGUGUCCCAAAUUGCGUAAGCUGUGCCCCUCCAACUGGUGGCAAUGGCGGUCCUGUCACCUGCUACGUCAAGACAGAUGUCACUAACGAUGGUGGUAACGAUAACAACGGCGGGAACACGAACAAGAGCGGCCUUAGCACAGGCGCCAUAGCGGGGAUCUCCGUCGCUGUCAUCGUUGUUGUCGGCGGCCUCGUCGGCUUCCUCUGCUGGUGGUUCAUCUGCAGGGGCAAGGCGUAG
This is a messenger RNA of Giardia duodenalis, 1911 nucleotides long. Its product is annotated as VSP. Lineage: Eukaryota; Fornicata; Diplomonadida; Hexamitidae. The record is from RefSeq and is a predicted model, not a curated record. The coding region runs from base 1 to 1911 and encodes 636 amino acids. The transcript has a single exon.